AUGGACGCCAAAAACGGAACAGCAAAUCUAAGCAAGGUGAAAUUCAAUACUCAACUGGAACACGAAUACAUUCAAAAUUUCAAGAUAUUACAAAUAGCCUUUAAAAAGGCAGGUGUAGACAAGACUGUUCCCAUUGAAAGGUUGAUCAAAGGUAGAUUUCAGGAUAACUUCGAAUUCCUUCAAUGGUUUAAAAGAUUCUUCGACGCAAAUUGUAAUGAUAGUGUUGACUAUGACCCCGUCAAUGCUCGAGGUGGUACUGCCUCGAGGAGUGCCAAUACUGGUGCAGCUACUAAGAGAACGACUGCAGGCGUUAGAACUACGGGAGUCAAAUCUAAACCAGCAGAGAAACCUCGCACGAUGGCACCUGCAGGUAGAACUACAAAGCGAGCACCCGCUAGUAAUAAUAGCAAUCAAGUGAAUGAACUCAAUGCACAAAUUACUGAACUAAAGCUAACCGUGGAAGGACUCGAGAAAGAACGAGACUUUUACUUCAAUAAAUUACGAGAUAUUGAGGUAUUAUGUCAACAGGAUACUGCUCACGAUUCUCCAAUAAUAGCACAAAUCCUAGAGAUUAUGUACGCUACCGAGGAUGGAUUUGCUGCUCCAGAAGAUGAAGUAGAAGCCGGAGGAGAAGAAAUUGAGGAAUACUAA
Messenger RNA from Trichoplax adhaerens, 651 nucleotides. RefSeq lists its product as uncharacterized. Gene Ontology annotation, cellular component: cytoplasmic microtubule; microtubule plus-end; microtubule organizing center. Gene Ontology annotation, molecular function: microtubule plus-end binding. The transcript has 7 exons. Gene Ontology annotation, biological process: regulation of microtubule polymerization or depolymerization; protein localization to microtubule plus-end; spindle assembly. NCBI's taxonomy places the organism in Eukaryota, Metazoa, Placozoa, Uniplacotomia, Trichoplacea, Trichoplacidae. The coding region runs from base 1 to 651 and encodes 216 amino acids. The record is from RefSeq and is a predicted model, not a curated record.